Messenger RNA from Dreissena polymorpha, 7869 nucleotides. RefSeq lists its product as uncharacterized. Gene Ontology annotation, biological process: regulatory ncRNA-mediated post-transcriptional gene silencing. NCBI's taxonomy places the organism in Eukaryota, Metazoa, Mollusca, Bivalvia, Myida, Dreissenidae. Gene Ontology annotation, cellular component: P granule; cytosol. Gene Ontology annotation, molecular function: helicase activity. The transcript is spliced from 32 exons. The coding region runs from base 160 to 6009 and encodes 1949 amino acids. The record is from RefSeq and is a predicted model, not a curated record.
AGGAGAUUGGCGUGUGCAUUACGUAAUCACAAUUGAGGAAAAAUAUCGUUGUAUAGUGUUAAUCUUAAUUACGCGUUAACCAAAUAAUCGUUCAAUAAAUUGACUUUUCCAGUAAAAAAGUCAUUUAAUAGCACAUUUUGUGCUUACGUAUUCAUAGGUAUGGAAUACCGUUUCCCCGUGGGCUACAAUAACUGGACCAAGGGCACAGUUGCCCUUGGCCACCUCAGAGAAGGCCUCCACCCAAUCGUAGUUACUGUAAUGCAACGUGACUAUAAAGCAUGCAUUAGACGGAUAGAACGAGAGUGUAAAAUAAAGCAUUACACAUGUUCAAAUUGUUCCACAUUGACGGUCAUCCCUUCUCAUGAAAAAAGGUUGUGCAACUACCACAAACCGGCUAAAUGUAAUUGCUCUAAAUCACGCGGGACCAACACAUGUCCACAAGCGGGCAUAUGUGGUUUACUUUACCACUACAUUAUAGAGGCGCAUACUUAUAAAUCACCGUUUUGGAGUAAUUGUGAUUUUCGGCAGAUUUCGCAGAAUGAUUGGGAGUUCAUCAAAUGUUUUUUGCCAGGAUAUAGAGAGGAAACCAUGAAACGUUGCGACGACUUCGAUCCGGCUGAUUUGCUGAACAUUUGUCUGCAUUAUCGAAAGCUUUCCAAACAGUUUAGCAACGAAGAUAUUUUAAAAAAGGCAAAAUAUGCGAGAAAUACAAUUAUGCACUCCGGCACGUUCGAACUAGAGAAUAAAGAAGUCAAUACUUUUAUUGAUUACUUCAUAACCGUACUAAAAGAGAAGCCCUGCCAAGGAGAACACGUGGACAAAACAAACGAGGCUAUACGGAGACUAGAAAAGUUGAAGAGCGAAACGAUUAUUGUAUCUACUAUAUCAUCCGUGUGUGGACAUAGAGAUGCCGUCAAAUCCGUAUUAGAAGAAAUAAAAAUUCUUCAUAAAAAGUCAGAACGCCUUAAAGCAUAUGAAGGUGUGGAGGAAGAUUGUACUGUUGAUAUGGAGAACGACAAACACACUACAGAACAGAAAACAAAACUAACUCUGGAUGACAUUAAUGAACGUCUGGAUUCAUUACAUGAUAUUGAACAGAAACACAUGGAAAUGUUGGAAAAACACCAAGAACAGUGCGAGGAAAUUAAGGUGGUCGUGGACGAGAUCCGUUCACUCCAGAGCACGGUUUCAUACAUAAAGCAGAUAACCACUGAAACACACGCAGAUGUAAAAAUCGUGCAAAGUUCUGUAAAUGAGAUGAAAACGAUGAUGACAGACUUACAUCGGUGUUUUGUGCAAAACAAUGUGCCAAUUCCAGUUACACGAAUGGAGAUACUUGCAACAAACAUCGAUACAUCCAAGGAGAAGAAGUUCCAUGACAAGUUAACAACAGAAAACACUAAAGAAGAUUCGGAAUGGGAAGGAGUUAAAAAGUCCUACACAGAUUUUACAGAAAAGAUCUCAGGAGAGGAUGGGCAAAACAUGAUGGAAGUAACAGAAACUAAGCAAGAGUGCUUGGCAGUCUACAUACAGUGUUGGUCUCCAAAAGCUAUCCUCAAACUUUGCGAAGACUGUGUUUUUGGAAAACUGACGGCAUUGUUGAAGCCGGUGGAAAAGCAACUGAGGAAAAUCCACGGAUACGAGCUUGUAAGCUUAGAGAUUGUCAUCUACUGGAAAGACUUCAUGAGAUGCUUCGAAACGAUUGUUCGUCGUCUUAAGCGAAGUUGUUCACGACAAAGACCAUCGAGCCUUGCGAACGCGCUGAGAUCGAACGGUUUUGCACGAUGUCUAGAGGCAAACGGAAUUUCAAGACCAGUGCAUAUAGGUGCGAACAAUCAACACGAACCGAUUGAAGAGAAUGCAUAUGCAAAUUAUCCUGAAACCUCCUUAGAAGAAGCCGUUGCAAUUGAAGGUCGAGAUAGAGCUGUGCUUCUGCAGACUUCUCUGACUUGUGAUCAAAGUCUAGACGCUAACUUUGAUGGCCGUCCACAAACCAAACAAUAUGACCAAGUAGCCGACCAUGAAAGACAAGACAAAUCCAACCACGACGAAAUAGAUAACACUGACGAUGCAAUGGUCCCUGUCGAUUCGCAAGACAGCUUGGGCAAUGUUGAAGAUGACUGUGUCGUCUUAACAACAGAGUUGCUUCAUCAAGAUGAUAUCGUGCCAUUCACCAAAUUACAAAACGAAGAAAAUGUUGAGAAAUUUACGUGUCCGACUAUUGACCAAAAUUGCUCUGGCGAUCAGCCUUUACAUGGAAAUGAUGACUGCCGCCAGCGAAAUGGAGCUCAGCUGACAAUUGAUAUCAAGGAUACCUCGACAUUCCAUGAGACUAUCUCUGAACCUCAGAAUAACAAGACAGAACCCGAAACUGAAAUCCAGAAUAUCUUGCCUUUAUCCGACAAUACCCUUGCAAUCAAGGAUAAAUUGAGAGUUUCUGAACCUAACAUCGUAGCGCAGAAAAUGAGUCCUCCUGUACCAAAACCACGUCCCAUAGUGGUUGUUCCCCCGCAGGGUGGAGAUCAUUACAAGACCGAUUUGGCCCUCGAGGAAAUGACACACACGCGUUGGAAAUUCGGUGAAACUGAAGUCGUAGAAUUGGUCUCAAGGUGCCACGAAGAUACGUUGGAUGUAGAACUCAUGGCCAGGUACCCAAUUAAUAAAAAGAACAUAUCGCCCGAUAAAAUGUUGAAAGAAAGAGUGAAAGAACUAUCAACAUACAAAGAAAGAAUGCACGCUAUGCUGUAUGCAGAGGAGAUAGAAAGGACAGCUAUCAUAUCAAGGAUGAACAUGAGGUGUUUACUUUUGCCCAAAACGAUACUAUCGCCCUCUGGUAACGGUCCAGUUAUGUACGCCCAGAAUGGAUUCCUUUUUGGCCAAAUUAAAGUUGACUCGUCCAGAAGUGCUUUGUCCCCCGAUUCUCCACUUGGUCGACUUGUUCAGAACGUUAGCACGCUGUGGCUUGCACAAUCUAUGAAUGGAAACCAAAAGCCUGAAAAGGUUUAUGAGUUGACUAUUGAAAGCGUUCGACGCGACUCGAUAGACGUGCAGAUACCAGAAAAUUGCGUGGAAGAUCUCAAUCUGAAACCUGAUGUUCCAUUUAAAGCAGAGGUCCAGCUACAACUUAACCGAUUAUGGCUUUGCGAGAUGCAUAACGCAGUGGACAGCUUGGAAACAAACACGUGUAUUUACCCAACCAUUUUUCCACCAAUACAAUUGACUGAUGCCAAAGUGUUCAGACUAACGUCUUUGGAUGACGAAGAUGUCAAAAGAUGUAACGAAGUCCAGUUGAAUGCAAUAAUGAAGAUCUCCCUUCCAAUGGACGGCAUGACUCCACCGUUACUGAUUGUGGGACCUUUUGGGACUGGAAAAACGUACACCCUUGCCCAGGCUGCAAAAUGUGUAGUGAAAGUGCCAAGCACGCGGGUGUUGAUAUGCACUCAUUCUAACAGUGAGGCGGACAUUUACAUAACUGACUAUUUCCACGCCUUCUUUGUCAAUGGCAACAAGGAGGAUAAGCCACUCCGGAUUUAUUAUGAGAGACGUAGGCCUGAAACAGUAUCGGAAAGUGUUAAAGGUUAUUGUUUAAUGACUGGCAACGCGUUCAGGCAGCCUAAUCUAGAAGACAUAGAAAAACAUCGAAUAAUCAUAACAACUGUUAGAUCAGCAAAGUUGUUGUCAUACCUAGAAAAGGUGAAAGGAAUGUUUACCCACAUAUUUCUGGAUGAAGCUGCCCAGGUUCUUGAGACGGAGCUGUUGAUACCUUUGGCUUUGGCGGAUCAAAACACCAAAGUCGUUCUUGCCGGAGACCACAUGCAGAUGAGCCCGCAGAUCUAUUCCAGUCUUGCUCGUAAGGAGGAUUUCCACGUGUCUUUGAUCGAAAGGCUUUACAACACGUAUUCCCCUAACAGUCCAUACAGGGUGACCCUCUGCGAUAAUUACCGGACAAACUCCCACAUAACGAGGUUCAUGUCCGAGCUAUUUUAUGAUGGCCAGUUGAAAAAUUCAGCAGAUAUACCUGCUCACCCGGACAUGUACCCGCUGUCAUUUCAAGUAGCAAAAGGAAAAGAGGAGCCGUCUGAUCUUCAAGGAGGCUAUUGCAAUUAUGCAGAGGUUGCGGCGAUUGUAAAUACAAUUCAAAAGUUAAAGCGUAACUGGCCUAUUGACAUUUGGAACGAAUUCAAAGAAAAUGAGAUAUGCGUAGUUGCCCCAUACAAAACCCAGAUUGAACUAAUUCGAGGUGAAAUCAAGAAAGAGUUUGGCCAAGUAAAUGUUGAAAGAGUGACUAAUGUUCAAGGCAAACAGUUCAGGGUGUUGAUCAUCAGUGUGGUUCGCACUUGCAAUACGCACAAAAUUGAAGACAAUACGGACCUUGGAUUCCUGUCAAACAAGAAAGUUCUCACGACAGUUAUUACAAGGGCAAAGUCUCUUGUGAUCGCUGUGGGUGAACCAGAGACAAUGUGUACAGUCGGCGAAUGCAGUGGUAUAUGGACACGCUACAUUGAUAUCUGUCGUGAGCAUGGCAGCUUUAAUGACGGGAAUAUGGACAUGUUUGAACAGCAAUGGGACAGUAUGGAACACAAAUGUGACAGCAUGGAUAUGAAACUUAAUCCAAUGGCUGAGGAAUUUAAACCAUCACUUGAAUCAGAAAUUGACGCAGUGUACAAAAACAUUCAUUCACCUUCAAUUGUGGUAACAGCAUUUGCUCAAUCCCACGUGUUCGACAAUGGGAUGAAAAAAGGACAAGAAAAUGAUACUCGCGUGAUUUACGAGAUGGAUGCAAGUGCGUGCAAUACCAUUUGUGAAACAAACGAUAAACGUAGUCCUUCAAAAAAUGAGGACCAACUGCCAGAGGACCAGCAAGACACUGUAGCCGAUUCCACCCCACUAGUGAAACAACAAACAGAUGAAGCAUUUACGAACAAAGACGUUCAUUCAUCUGACAUUUUGGUAACAGCAGAUGCUCAAUGCCACGUGUUCGACGAUGUGACGAAGAAAGGGCAAGAAAUAGAUUCUCGUGUGCUUUACGAGAUUGAUGUUAGUGCAUGCAAUACCAUUUGUGAAACAAACAAUAAACUGAGACCUUCAAAAAAGCAAGACCAACUACCAGAGGACCAGCAAGACAUUGUAGCCGAUUUCACCCAAUUGGUGAAACAACAAACAGAUGAAGCAUUUACGGGUGAUGUAAAACCAAAGGUAACCAAGAAAAUAAUAUCAUCAAGUGCAGUUUCAAAAAAGGGCGCGGCAGUAAAGACCAAACCAAAGCAGAAGAACAGAACCAAGCACGGCCCAUCGUUUCCAAAUGUUUUACCUGGAGAACACCUCGUUCAACAGAUAAUGAAGAAAACUUCAACUUAUGUACAGGUACCGUCCCAUGGGCACGUUUUCAUACAACCACCUAAACAAAAGGAAGAAGCGAAGAAAACUACAUUACAAGAGGGUGAUGUUUUGGAUUAUAAAGAAAGUAAUCAGUUAUGUGCGUAUUCCGGACACCGUCCAUAUUCGGACACCACCAGUCCAGAUCCAACUUCAAAGGAUAUCGAGAAAGAAUUGAAACAAAAUAUCGAUCCGCGGAAAGACAUUGUUUCUUUUCCAGAUAUGUCAAUAGUUGGUUACGAACGGAAUGUAAGCACGCCUUAUUUUACAAUCGGGACUCAACCAUACCAUUCACUGCCUGCUUACCAUGUUUCUGCUUCAAGUAUAUGCAUGCCAACGCCCACAUGGUUACACAACACUCAAUACAUACAUACUGUACCACGCGUUAUCCAUCCAUCAAAUUCACCAGUGCCUACACCGCUGAAACCCUCCCCAGAAAAAGAUAGAGGGAUACAUAAUACGGACAGGAGAUAUAAGAGAGGCAAGGCCAACAGUCCAAUGAGCCUGCAGACGUUUCACGAGAUCACUGAAUAUGCCGGGUCUCCUGCGACCGGCCUACUGCUAAACCCUUCUGGGACGUAUGCCGGUGCUGUAAAGGGAUACCUUUGGGGCCAUCAAGACAACAAUCAGUAGUGAAUCUUUUAUCAAAUGACAAAUACAUCGUCCAUUGGUCGUGCUUUCAAAACGAAUGUUAACCACUCACUAAAUCACCGGUCGCUCCACCCAACUAGUCGCGUAACCUAUAGAUUGUAGAACUCCAUUAAGCGACAGCAGACGACGCGCAUGUUAUGAAUAUGCUUAUUAAAGGAUGAUUUUUGAUAGUAUUUACUACCUUGUAGGCUGAAAAAGAGCGUUUAUCGAAUUACAUAUAAUCAUAAAUUAUUUUAUUAUAAUCGAUAUUCACAUAAAUUUUGACUAUUUAUUUGAUUUAAAUCCCGCUUUACUAAAGCUGAAAUUAUAUAACAUUAAGGUAUUAUAUUGUAGCUUCACGUUAUUUACGGUAAUGCGAACAACGGUUAUUGUAAUUGUUCAAGUGUAUAUUAUUUGACAUAUAAUGUAAAUAUGACUUGGUCUACAUAUUUGGCAGAUUUUCUUAUUAUUUGUUUACUUAUGUUUCCUUAAUUGUACAUUAUAAGGCGUAAGUUAACCUCAACGUAUGUAACCAACUAGCACAUACGUUGUAAAGAUCAUUCAUUAUAUAUUUAAAUAGUAUCUUUCAUGAAAAGAUAUGUAGGUAUAAUAUCAACAAUCAUUAAAAAACGUUUUAAAGCUUAACGGUUAAGGUAAAGAGUUAACAUGGAAUGACGUUUUAAUAUUAAUAAGACUGCUGCUAAAGUAAAUAGAGAAAUUCAAAAAUUAUACAUACAAUAUAUAUAUCUGUAAUAUGUUCGCAUUUAAUAUAGUUGUUUGGAUUAUAUUUCGCGAAUGUGGCUGAACGUCCACUUUCAUGAUUGUUAAAGAUUUUCAAUAUAACGCUCAUUCGAAUACUACGGCACUGUUUUGCGGCGACAAGACUCUGUAACGGGGUGGGUUGAAAAAUCGAUAUCUGACUGGUUGAUCGCGUGUUAUCAGCUCCUUUGAAAGCUUGCGAAUGGUGAAUUAAUUUAAAACGUAAUGCAAUGCUGAUACCAAUCGCGGUACAUUUAUUGUAUGUGUGAUCGAAACAUUUGUGUGUUUUUUUAAUGUUAUGUAAUAUUUAUGUGCCAAAAUAUACUGUCUCUUUUCGUGUGUUGGUUAACAUUUAAAUCUCUAUUUUGUAAUGUUUUGUGUGGACAACUAAUGUCUCUUGAUAUUUUUAUUCGUUUGAUAACAGUUUGUUGCGUAUUACUUUCAUGGUAUAAUUGCUCAAAAUGACAAUAUAUAGUAUUAAUGUUAACAAGAUAGUAGUUAUCGUUUGUGAUAGCAACGAUUCAAGAGAUCUCCAGAAAUUCAGAUCCUGUAUGAAAAUAAUUAUUUUGGUGACCGCAUUUGUAUUAAUUUUGUGUGUGUGUGUGUGUGUGUGUGUGUGUGUGUGUGUGUGUGUGUGUGUGUGUGUGUGUGUGUGUGUGUGUGUGUGUGUGUGCGUGCGUGCGUGCGUGCGUGCGUGCGUGCGUGCGUGUGUGUGUGUGUUUAUAUGUUUUUGUUUGUCUUUUCUAGUACAAAUGUUUUGUAAUUGACUGUUUGACAAUGAGUGUCAUGCCAUAAAUAAAGCUCAACACGUUAAAAUUAGGUUUUUCUUCUGCUGAUGCAAUAGUUGAUCUAUUUUUUGGUAAACAUAAGAAUACCUUUUAUAUCUUACUUAACCGUUAUAAUGAAAAUCUUUUAAUUUGAAUGAUACUGUUUGCAUUUAGUGCAUUCAUACAAAAAUGCUUGAAAUGAUUAUUAAUUGCCUUUUUCGUGAGUUUUGAAUCUAUUAUGAAAUUGAUUAUCUUCGCUUAUAUGUAAAUAGGUGACCAUAUUGUUAUUUGUGUAUACUAACUACAAUUGAAUAAAUAUUAUUUAUUAAAUUUUAAA